Messenger RNA from Chionomys nivalis (European snow vole), 592 nucleotides. It is a transcript of the gene Glrx, whose product is annotated as glutaredoxin. NCBI's taxonomy places the organism in Eukaryota, Metazoa, Chordata, Mammalia, Rodentia, Cricetidae. The record is from RefSeq and is a predicted model, not a curated record. Bases 86 to 406 code for a protein of 106 amino acids. The transcript is spliced from 3 exons.
AUGAAAGCUGUGGCUAAGCCACGUUUUUACACCGACCAGGACCUUCUACUGAGCGGUCCUCCUCAGGAAGCUGCAGCCUGCCGGCAUGGCUCAAGAAUUUGUUAACAGCAAGAUCCAGCCUGGCAAGGUGGUGGUGUUCAUCAAGCCCACCUGCCCCUACUGCCAGAAGACACAGGAAAUCCUCAGGCAACUGCCUUUCAAACAAGGGCUCCUGGAAUUUGUGGAUAUCACAGCCACCAACAACACCAAUGAGAUUCAAGAUUAUUUAGAGCAGCUCACCGGAGCGAGAACAGUCCCUCGGGUCUUCAUUGGCAAAGACUGUAUAGGUGGAUGCAAUGAUCUCAUCACCAUGAAGCAGAAUGGGGAGCUGAUGGCCCGGCUGAAGCAGAUCGGAGCUCUGCAGUAAUGGAAGGGAGGCAGACUCCAUGCUGACAGCAGCUGUCCGGCCAUGCUGACGCCAGUGCCAAUGCCGAGAACUGACCUGCACCCCAAACACGGCAGUAUUUCCUGGUGACUGGGAUUUUGAACAAAAACAGCUUUUAUUUCUUUUUUUCUCAGUGCUAAAAAUGAUUGCAAUUUCCUUUUAACCCUG